UUGAAAUAAGUAAAAAGUACAACAUCCGAGUGAGAUUAAGAAUGUAUCAAUAAAUAAAAAUGCUAGAUUAUUGCCAUAUGAAUAAAAAAAUUCAAUGAUGGAUGGUAAUACUAUGGUACUUUGACGUAUAGGUCUACUGUCUAUGUUUACCAUAUUCUUUCACAAUGGUAUUUAUUGGUGCUUCAAGAAUACUGUAGUCAUGAUACAUGUUUAGAAUGUGUGGGAAUAUUUCCUCUACUGACAGCUACAGAUCUACACAGUUUAAAAAGCCGUUAUAUGGCUCCAUCAUGUGGCUGAUAACGGUAUCACACACACGCAAAAAAAAAAAAAAAACUAUUAGCAGUGCGUUGUUUUAUGUCUAUAAAAAUAAGCUUGUUGCUCUAUCAUUAUAGGGUCACAUGAGGACAUCCCAAAGAGAGAGACUAUCUCUUAGUUUCAGAUGCUGUUAUGUGGACUAUAUGAAUAGUUUGUCUUUUAACCCCGCCCUUUUCCCUGUUGAGCCAAUCAAAACUCCCAAUCCAGCGUUCUGUUGACUUUGACAACGAAGCCCCGCCCUCAAACCAACGUCUGCUCUUCUUAGUUUUAAUGCUGAAAAUUAAUUAAUCCGGCGUCUUUGUUGUAGCUUUUUGGGAUUUUUUUCCUGAAAUUAAAGACAAUGUUUUCCACUCCAGAGUACAAAAACCUUUCAGCCUUCGGUUUGUACUUGAAUAUUUAGGUAUGAAGUGAAAUAAAACUAGUCGCGUGGAGUGAGUUACAGAGAUUUUGGCUCGCGCGAGCUGAAGCAAAACAAAAGUAAAAGGGACAUGAAAGCUUGAGUGAACGUGCAUUUGUCAAGAAGAAGGUGAGAAGUCCAUGUUUGCCUCGUCGCUUGGUGAUGGAGGGACGGGUUGGUGGUGUUAGUUUGGGUGCUGUUCUCAAGGCAACAGUCUGAAGUUCAUGUUUUCACAUGAAGAGCGCUGUUUUUAAAUACUCAAGAUUGUGUUAAAACAUCUUGAUGACCUAUAAGUAGACAUUAUGCAGCCUGUUCAUAAAAACAUUCGUAAUUGGUCAACCAUGAGAGAAGACCUCAGUGUCGGUGUGGAGGACGUGCGGGUGGUACAGGAGCUCAAAGUGGAAUAAAAGAGCUAUAAAGAGCCAGGUAAUGAAGCGGAGCAGAGGUGGUACCACUGCAGGGGUUCUGGUGUGGACACCAGCCCCAGCGUACUUCUCUCCCUCAAGCCCGGAGGGGUCGGACUUCAGCUGGGAUGAAGAACUUGAUGAGGACUUCCAAAGCCAGAUGGAUGAGAACGGCAUCAUUGGUCUGGCAGAGAGUCAAGGGCAGCAGGAGGGAAGAGAGGAGGAGAUUGCAGAGGACCUGUUGUGGGACGUGAAGACCCCCGAGCCUGAGCACGGGCCUCCACCUGUGCUAGAGGAGAUAAGCUAUCACCUGAGUGAGCUGCUGGACUCUGAGCCGCUCUCUCAUGCCACUGGAGACAACUGCUGCUCUGCAUCUCUGCAGGAAGAACACAGAGUAGAUGAUGACCAGAGUGUUUUGUUGGAAGAUUGGACUGAUGAUGAGGAUGGUACAGGGAGCCCAACAAUCCACAAGCACAAAUUAAACUCUUUCCCAAAGAGAGACACAGCGUUAGACAUGACUGAUGAGGAGACAGAAGAGAAGGACACAUGUGAAGAUGCUCAGAGAUUCAUGGAUCAAACAUUUCCUGUCGCAGAAGAGAUGGCAUCUAUGUUUGGAAGGGUGAAGAGCUUUGAUUUCAAUCACGAAAUGACUGAGAUCCCCCAAAACAUUCCAAUUUCAGGAAUCCCAGAGCUUUCUGAGCAAAGUGAUUGUGAGGAACUCAAGGAAACCAAUGGGCAAUUUCUCACAGACUCGCAUUGUUCCUUUAGAAACACUUCUGAUCCCUUCAGUUUUCCCCAUUUGUCCUCAGAAGAACUGAUGAAUAACUGUGGUAUUGAAGCUGAGACAUUUCCAGAGCUAGACGUUAGGGCAGAGUCAUCUCUUAGCACUUACCAGAGUCCUGCCCCUAAAACAUACCACAUGGAUAGAUCAAAGGGGGAGGAGAUUAAACACAAGAUCACACCUCAAGCUUCACCAAGAAGCCCUGUGAUUAGACUGGGAAAAAUGCACCAAGAUAGUACGAGAGGAGAAAAAUUAGAAAGAAGGUUACACAGUCCCAACCACAACCUGCAGCCUCCGACACCCUCUCCCAGAAAAACAAACCCUGCUUCCUGUGACGAUCAGGUUUCCAUUCCUGCACGGUGCAUUUCUAAAGCAAGCGUCUCCCCCUUAGAGCACUCGCCACCUCCUACAUCUCACCGAUCUUCAGCAAUGAAGAGCCACAGGACCUCCAAAACCUCUCACACUGAUCCAGAUGACAUCAGGAAAGGACAGCUGAGUCACCCUUUACCUGAUUUCUCCAAAGUGGAGCCAAGGGUUCAUUUCCCGAAAAAUAGUGGAUACAGACCUCCUAAAAGUCGUAGACCACCUCAUGAUAGCACUUCACACUCAGAUCUUCCUGUCGUGUUCAAAUCCCCUGCUGAGAUUGUGAGAGAGGUCCUGUUGAGCAGCUCUGAUGGGUCUCCAGUAAGUCCCUCCACCAAUGGGACCCACAAGCGCCUGAACAGUAAAGUACCAGAGGAGUUCCGCUGCCCCCAGCAGGCCAGCACACUGGUGCAGCAGCUACAGGAGGACUAUAACAGGCUGCUUACCAAGUAUGCAGAAGCUGAAAAUACUAUCGAUCGACUUCGCCUUGAAGCAAAGGUGGGUCUCCGUUCUGAACCCGCAAAGCCCAGUACAGCUAUCUUGUCAGGUGUUAUUCAGGAAGGGUCAAAGGUCAUAACCCUCAGUUUUCCUCAAGCACAGAGGGCAGAGUUCAGCGCAGGAUCUGCUAGCCUCACCCAGCAGAAGAAUGGCUCCGAAAACUCCAGAAAAACAGUAACUCGCCCUUCCUCUGUGAGCUCCCUCAGUUUGAGGAGGUCUGGACCUCUCACAGCAGACCAUCUAACAGAGACUCUGACCAAACAGACUCAGAGAUUUCAGCUACAGGUUGAUGCUUUUGAGGCACUUCUAAAGAAUGGGAAGCUCAAGGCCUGUGAACAGAUAACGGGUCUCUCCACACUGGCACAGGGGCAAGAGUCUCUUGAGAGGGCUUACCUAGAUGCACGAGCCCAGUAUCAGAUGCUGCAGCAGCGACAAGGCGGGCAUGUCACCUUUGACACAGACAGGGACCUAGAAGGUCAGAUCUUCAGGUCAGGGAUGCGAUUGGAUGAGAUAAAGGAGUGGCUGGAGCAAGCAGAACGGAAUCAACCCAUUUCUGAGCCUACUUUAACCCCGCUUCCUCCUUCAGAUGUGCUCUCUGUGUCCAUGCUGGAGACUGAACCUUUACCUGAGAGCCCACUGUCAGCUGUCCAUCCUGAGGCUUGUGUUGGUGUGGAGGUCAGUUCAGUUAGCGGAGAGAGUGAUGCAGACAGAGAGGAAGAGGAGAUCCUCCCAUUUGUUCUUCAUCCACUCUAUGACAAACACCAGCAUGUGGAGAAAGACUUCAGUAACCUCUUGGACUGUUAUCAGAGUUUUAAAGAGCUCCCUGGGAUGCUGGACCAAGCUGUGACUUUAAAGAGCUGUGACUUGCUGGAUUUUGGAGACUCUGUUCCUUCUGGGAAAAAAAGCACAACGGUCAGACAACGACACAGGACUAUUAAUGAGAGCGAGAUGACAAAAUCUGCUCAGCGGCAGCCAGCAGCAGAUUGUGUCCCACCCUCCAGCCCAUCUGUUAGGUCACAGGUGUGUGACUCUAUGGAAACUCACCCAGAGGCUCUUUGCCGCUCCUCAGUGUUGCCAGGGCAACAGGGCAGGGAGAGGAAAAUGGCAGGAAGCAGGAAAACUCAAAGCAGUAGCCUAACCAGCCUGGCAGAGAGUGCAGAGCCCAGAACUAUGGGCUUGAAAGCAAAGGCCAAGACUGUCAAAGCGUCCCCUCUGGAUGGGGUCAUGUCUCCAGAAACAGACAGUGGCUUUAUGGGCUCUGAGAGCAGUCAGCUUACUCCCGCAGUACACAGUCCUCUCCAGCAGAGGGCAGUGGUGAGUUCCACGCCGUCUGGCCUGCACAUGAAGAACACAGAAAGACCAGAGUCUGCUCCUCCUUCUGGGCAGCCUUUUGUCGUCUCCACCUCUGCCUCCCAACCCUCUCCGAAUACCCCAGGAGAACACCUCAGCACAUCUGGAGGAUGCACGGGUCCUGUUAGGAGGAGAGGAGGGGAGGAAAGGUGUUCUUCUUCCAGCCUUUCUCCAUCAAUCUCCCUUCAUUGGCCUAAUAGAACCAUCCCGCCCUGGCCGAGCAGCUUGACCAGCCAGUCAGAUCGUGGGAGUGAUCAUGUCCAUUUCUUAUCAGGGGAGGAAAAAGCACAGGAUGGCCAAUACCCACAACCAGCCAGUCUGCAGCUCAGCUCUCACAGAAGCCCCUCCCUCUAUGUGCCUUAUCACCGCAGCGACCACCUCGAAGCCCAAAGUUCCGUUCAGCUAACAAAUCACCAAGAGGCUCUUGAAUCUCUACAGCAAGAAGUGAACCGACUGAAGGAGAGACUAGAGGGAAAUCUGAGACUCUCCAAACCUGCUAGUCCUGUUAGAGCGCCCCCUUCUGCCACAGAAGACACCAGAGACCACGCACACCCACAGACCAUAACACCACAGUGGCUUCAUUUAAGGUCUUCAGAGAGGACGAGAAGGCAGACAGAGAGAAGGAGGAAUGGAGAAAAAGAGAGAGGAAACUCACCAAGACCCACCCUGAGGCAAAGAUCAGCAUCAUUACCUCGACAUCGGCCUGACACUGAUCUGACAACUGAUUCUGAGCAUGUCCAGUCUGAGCCAAGACCAUCAACAAUAAGACAUGUCCUGAUGUCCCCUAUGACAUCAAGAGGAAGAAGACAAACCAGAGGAUUUGAACGCCACAAAGAGGACAGUACCUGCAGAUCCGAUAAUAGCGAUGAAAUGGAAAUGAGCCGAGGAACAGAACCGACCUGUCCACACUGCACAUCAGAUCGCACUAGUACCUCGACACGUCCAAUGAGGAGCAGGAGCUCUCCACGUCUCACGCAACCUUCCUGUAGCCACUGCCCAUUGUGUGGUUCAUUAAGAGCCUCUCAACCAGCCAAUCAGGAGCCAGUCUCCAGCCCCAGAGGGACUCCAAUCAGAUCCAUACAGAGGGACAGACGAGGCAUGAACGUGACAUUAGCUCCUCCCCCCACAUUGCAGGGAGGUGUUCCAGUUAUCCCAUGUGUGCCCAUCUAUCCUUCAACUCUUUACUUCUCCAGCCCUGUGACGACACAGGCCUACUCACAACCCUCUAAUGUCUCAGCAAGCCCCGCCAGAGAUAAGAAGUCAGGGGUCAGAGGUCAUCGCAGACGCUCUCUCUCUGUGGACCAUCAGCAGCUCCCUCUGAACAGCUCUCUGACCCGUGCCCUCACAGCAGCUAGAAACAUGAGAGAGGUCUCGCAUCGCAUGGCUCAUUCUCUGGCCUCAGGGCUGCACAGCAGUAGCUUCCUCACCACAUCCUGCACCUACUGACACCAGCAGUUGUUCAUUUAGCAGACGCGUUUAUCCAAAGUGACAUACAUAAUGUACAAAGUACAUUUCUCAGCUGUGUCACAUAAAGAAAGUGAUGUGUGUUUGUUUUUAUUAGUUUACAUAAAACAACUCUUUCUCGUAGCAGUGUGACUGAUGACAUGCAGACAUGCAUGGUGGAAAAUGUGAAAUGUCUCAGGUGACUUUUAGAGAUUGAUAGCUGCAUUAUGGCAGCUAAAUUAAUACGUUUGUAUAUACAGUGACCUCAAAAAUGUUUGGAAACUUAAUCCACACUUAAAGAUAUAUGCAUAUCAUUGCAUUAGAAAGCAAAAAAUACAAGAAAUAUUGUUUUUUAUUGUUAACUAAAAAAAUGGAAAAAAACAAUAAAUGUACUGUUAAAUGAGUGAAGAUGAAGAUAUGUGGAUACAUUGUGGUUUCCAAACAUUAGUAGAACUUGAUGACAUCCAUUAUUUUACAGAUACCAGUUGGAUUUAUAUUUUGUUAUAUAAUUAAAAAACGUAAGUGUGGUUUAAAUGUCCAAAGGCUUUUGGGUCCACUGUAGUAGACCUUUAUUCUGGCAAGUCCAGAUAAUGUCAUUGUUAAGCUUUUUAAUUCCAUAGUGUGGUAGAUUUCUAUUUCUUUUAACAUACAAGAAAGGUUACUGUCACAGUAUGAAUGUGAACCAGUUUUGUUUUUUAAAAAUCUGUCAGUGACAGGUUUUUAAAUCUUUAUCCUUUCUAAUGGGGGGAAAAUAAGUACAGUGCUGCUCUAAAAGUUGGUGGGUGAUUGCGUUUUUAUUUAUAUUACAGUACUUUUGUGCUGUAUUUGUUUACCUGGAAUUUCCAAAUUUCAAACUGGAUAACUGUUUUUAAUUUACUAGUUCAGUGUAUAUAAUCCAGCAUUCCUUGAGUCUCACAAGAGUUUGUAGCAGCAUUGAGGUCAAUGUGAAAAGACCAACAAAUAAUGGAUAGUUAUGUGCAUAAUUUUUUCUGUUUUAUUAGGUUGUGAGAUAUUGAUUGUUACUAUAUUUUAUAUAGUUUUCUUGGGUGAAUGUCUUUUUAGUGCUGCUUGUUUUGGGCAUCACCCAGUCAAGCAAAUUUAUUGACUCUCUGGUAGUGCUUUUUUUAAAAAAAUCUGUUUUAUAUUUAUAGAGUUGUACUUUUAUACUUUAUUUACUACUAUAAAUGAUUCUACAUUUGA
This is a messenger RNA of Ctenopharyngodon idella (grass carp), 6751 nucleotides long. RefSeq names its product AT-hook transcription factor (gene akna). Gene Ontology annotation, biological process: neuroblast delamination; neuroblast division in subventricular zone; epithelial to mesenchymal transition. NCBI's taxonomy places the organism in Eukaryota, Metazoa, Chordata, Actinopteri, Cypriniformes, Xenocyprididae. Gene Ontology annotation, cellular component: centrosome. The transcript is spliced from 24 exons. The coding region runs from base 1142 to 5554 and encodes 1470 amino acids. The record is from RefSeq and is a predicted model, not a curated record.